UUACGCACGCAUGCGCAGUUGGAGCGUGGUGGUGGGUGGAGAGGAUUUUUUUUGUUUAUUUUCCUGACUAACUAACCAGUUAACGCGUUGUUGUUAGCUUAGGUCAUUUCUACGGUUUUAGUAAAGAGGAGGACGGCGAAUUUGAUACAACACCGUGCGUUGAGGCAUAGAGGACAGAACUGGAAGAUCUCCGUAAGGUUGAAGCCCAAGGAGCAAGAUGUCAAUCACAAACACUCCCACAAGUAACGAUGCCUGCCUGAGCAUUGUGCACAGCCUGAUGUGCCACCGACAAGGAGGAGAGAGCGAAAGCUUCGCUAAGAGAGCUAUUGAGAGUCUUGUCAAGAAGCUGAAAGAGAAAAAAGAUGAAUUGGAUUCGCUCAUCACAGCCAUCACUACAAAUGGAGCGCAUCCCAGCAAGUGUGUGACCAUACAGCGAACCUUGGAUGGCCGUCUACAGGUUGCUGGACGUAAAGGUUUCCCCCAUGUGGUGUAUGCCCGACUGUGGCGAUGGCCUGAUCUACACAAGAAUGAAUUAAAACACGUGAAAUAUUGCCAGUAUGCCUUUGACCUGAAAUGUGACAACGUUUGUGUCAACCCAUACCACUAUGAGAGAGUUGUGUCGCCUGGCAUUGAUUUAUCAGGAUUGACUCUUUCAAAUUCAGGUCCACUCCUGGUAAAGGAUGAGUAUGACUACGAUAACCAGCAAUCUCACUCCAGCUCUGAAAGCCACCUGCAGACCAUCCAGCAUCCCCCGUCAAGGCCUGGUCCACAGGAGACGUUCAGCAGCCCUGCUCUACUUGCUCCAUCGGAGGGGAGCACUUCAGCUUCAACAUCUGCUUUCUCCACUAUCAGUGCUGGACCUUCAAACCCUACCCCCAACUGGAGCAGGGGCAGUAGCUUCACUCCUACGGUGCCUCAACACCAGAAUGGUCAUCUACAGCAUCAUCCACCCAUGCCUCACACAGGGCAUUACUGGCCAGUUACUAAUGAAAUUGCGUUUCAGCCACCUAUAUCCAAUCACCCUGCUCCAGAAUACUGGUGCUCUAUUGCAUACUUUGAGAUGGAUGUCCAGGUUGGGGAAACCUUUAAGGUACCAUCCACAUGUCCCAUAGUGACUGUAGAUGGUUAUGUGGAUCCAUCAGGGGGAGAUCGCUUUUGCUUGGGCCAGCUGAGCAAUGUCCACAGAACAGAAAACAUUGAGAGAGCCAGGCUCCACAUCGGUAAAGGUGUGCAGCUGGAGUGUAAAGGAGAAGGUGAUGUUUGGGUGCGUUGUUUGAGUGAUCAUGCAGUGUUUGUGCAGAGUUAUUACCUUGAUCGAGAGGCUGGACGUGCCCCUGGAGAUGCAGUCCAUAAGAUCUACCCCAGUGCUUACAUCAAGGUGUUUGACCUGCGCCAGUGCCACAGGCAGAUGCAGCAGCAGGCAGCGACAGCUCAGGCAGCAGCUGCAGCCCAGGCAGCAGCAGUGGCUGGGAACAUUCCUGGUCCCGGCUCUGUGGGAGGCAUUGCCCCAGCCAUCAGUUUGUCUGCUGCUGCGGGCAUUGGGGUUGAUGACCUGCGCAGGCUGUGCAUCCUGCGGAUGAGCUUCGUAAAGGGCUGGGGGCCUGACUACCCACGGCAAAGCAUCAAAGAGACGCCCUGCUGGAUUGAGAUCCAUCUACACCGGGCUCUGCAGCUUCUGGAUGAGGUUCUGCACACCAUGCCCAUAGCUGAUCCCCAACCGCUCGACUGAGUAAAAAAAAAAAAAUGCAAAGAAAGGAAAGAACAGACUGUACUUUUAACAGACUACUCCACCUAUUUGGCCUUGAGUGCUAAGGGAGGACCGCAACCAUAGGAAGGCUGGCAGUAUAGUUCAUACUGCUUUCAAAUCCAGGACUGUGAGCAUAUCCUGAGCAAGACUCUAGGUUUGUAAGUUUAAUGACUUCCAAGCAACAGCUGGAGGAACCUGAGUCAUGCGUGUAAACAUGCUGCUGAGAGAAUGUGUAUAGGAAAUAAAGCCAGGACUCUGCUGGUAAAUUGGAACUAUACAAAAUAUCACAAGUCAUUUUAAGAGUGGAAUUGAUUAUAAAAUUUUCAACCCUGCAAAUGAUAUGAACGAAAUCCUGCUUUUAAACUAAACUAGUGAUGAAACAAACUGUAUGCCUUAGAAUGUGAUUGGAGUAUACUGCCGGUCCGGUCCUCCUUGGUUGGCCCUCUGGUGCUGCCAUGGCUAAUGUAUGUGGAGGUUUCCCCCCUCAGGCUGUCUAUUGAUGUUUUUUGAGUUUUAUUCCCCUUUUGAAUGGUUUUUAAUUAUGCAUUUAAAAGGCCAGUUUUAGCUGACCUCUGCUUCCCUUUUAGCAACACUUCCGAUGUUCUCGCAGCAGUUUGUGCUGUUAUGACUGAGAUGUUCUCACAAUCCAAAUUUGAUUAAAAUCAUAUGUCAAAGAAACGUUAUUAUGCCACAUCUGUUUGAUAUUGUUUGUUGUUUUUCAUUAGAUGCCCACAGUGUCCAUUAGCACUUUAUUUGCUCUAGUUUCCUGUUUCAGUUUAAUGUAUAGUUUUUUUUGGUUGUAUCCAUAUAAUCUGCUAACAUAAGUGAAAAGCGCUAAUGACCCUGCUUCGAGCCAUCAAAAAAUGUGCUUCUGUGCGUUGUCUGCCCAGAAUGUGUUUUCAUUGUGGAACGUUCUCAACAGCAGGUGUGAAAGGUAUUGAGCACGUUUGAAAUCUUACCUAUGUAGAAUAAAAUUACUGUAACAGCCACCUUCCAAACCUACACAUGAUCAGUACAUAAUACUCAGAAGAUGCAUUUAGGGGAGUUCCUCCAAUUUGGAAUUGUUAGCAACACUUGGUUUGGGUAUUACUUAAAUCACAGUUCAUGUAAUGUUUUCUAGACAAUAAUUAUGUAAAAGAGAGGACUGAACUGUGAGACGAAGCUUAAGCCAUGAAGAUGCCAAAUCUACACUACGAUAAAGAUAAAAAGGUUCAAAAGUGAUGUCUAUGUUGCUAUUAACAUAAAUGGAAGUUGCCGUUUUCAUUCAGUAUUCUGACAUUUUGGUAUUUGGAGCUCUGUUUACCUACGGCUGUUGCAGUAUUUUAUACUCGUUUUGCUACAUUUACAGGGUCAGAAUUGGGGGAAGCUGUACAAUUUUCCGAACAUGCUCACUGUAAUCAUUACAUCAUGAAUACAUAACUAUGAAUUAUAUUGCUGUUUAUGUAUCUAUAUGGUUGAAUAAAAUGUAAUGGGCUAACAGGG
Betta splendens (Siamese fighting fish) is the source of this 3229-nucleotide messenger RNA. RefSeq names its product SMAD family member 4a (gene smad4a). Gene Ontology annotation, biological process: SMAD protein signal transduction; regulation of transcription by RNA polymerase II; transforming growth factor beta receptor signaling pathway. Lineage: Eukaryota; Metazoa; Chordata; Actinopteri; Anabantiformes; Osphronemidae. Gene Ontology annotation, cellular component: heteromeric SMAD protein complex. The coding region runs from base 218 to 1729 and encodes 503 amino acids. Gene Ontology annotation, molecular function: I-SMAD binding; DNA-binding transcription factor activity, RNA polymerase II-specific; RNA polymerase II cis-regulatory region sequence-specific DNA binding. The transcript is spliced from 11 exons. The record is from RefSeq and is a predicted model, not a curated record.